AUGUUCUCCUUCAUUUCUUGUUUGACUCCCAUGAUCAUCUUCAUCUUUUCCCUGGCUGUCGUAUCUCUUAGAGAUAAGAGUCUGUUCAAGCUAGUCAAGCCAUGGUGGCAACCGAAGAAAACACCUCCGAUCGUGGACUUAUUAACUCGAUAUGCUCCAGUCCAGGAUGCCGUCUUCGCGCAACUCGACAUAGCCGACGUCAUUUCGCUCAGUAAGACCACAAAGCCUUUCAUGGGCUUCGUCAAGCUGGUGGAGCGCACUCAAUUCAACAUCAACGACCGGUUGAAGCACUUCGUCACUUCUCCCAUCGAGUUCCGCGCUCUUCAAGCCCGACAUAACGUCCUCAUAGGACGAAAUUUCGCAUACGAAUUCAUGGCGAGAAAGCCGGUCGUAAAGACUGGCGGUAAAAUUGGGCUGUAUAGCCUCCUUGUUCAGAAAGGACCCAAUGCUGAUGCAUUACGCACCUUCCUCGAGAAAGAUGGCUAUGAACGUCUUGAUACUCCCACGCCCGAGGAUAAAGAGCUUUCAGUAAGUUCGAAUGCGCUCGGCUACUUCGUAUGA
Molecule: messenger RNA, 561 nt
Organism: Alternaria incomplexa
Lineage: Eukaryota; Fungi; Ascomycota; Dothideomycetes; Pleosporales; Pleosporaceae
Exons: 1
Coding region: 1-561 (186 amino acids)
Source: RefSeq, a predicted model, not a curated record